Messenger RNA from Solanum stenotomum, 1231 nucleotides. RefSeq lists its product as uncharacterized. Gene Ontology annotation, biological process: regulation of mitotic cell cycle. The coding region runs from base 145 to 927 and encodes 260 amino acids. The record is from RefSeq and is a predicted model, not a curated record. The transcript is spliced from 5 exons. Lineage: Eukaryota; Viridiplantae; Streptophyta; Magnoliopsida; Solanales; Solanaceae.
CCUCUGACGAAAAACACCAAAAUAAUUUUGAGAAAUCAUCAACAUACUGAGAAGAAAGCUUGAUAAUCUUGUGUGCAAAUUCUCUGAAGAGACUGUAAAUUUCUCUAUUUUGAUCUUCUUCAAAUUCUGUUGGGACACAAAGACAUGGCUAUGCUUCAGGAUCAGAAUAUCAAUAUACAUUUUGAUGGUGCUUCUUUGUUUGGAAAGAAUGAUACUUCCAAAGCCCUGAAGAAAGGAGGAGGACUUGGUGGAAGAAAAGCACUUAAUGACAUCUCUAACUCAGCAAAGCCUUCUUCUCUGCAGGCAUCAAAGAAAAACUCUGCGAGUGUUAUUUCCAUCGGGAAAGAACUUAAUGCCACCAAAAACAAAUUUAUUGCUGGGACAAAAGAUAACCUUGCUAAAGUACCUGACAAGGGUGGUAGGAAAGCUCUCACUGAUCUUACAAACUCGAGCAAGCCAUCAGCAAAGCAGGGGUCCAAGAAGGGACUUGAUAAGAAAUUGAGUGCUGCUGCAGCAGCAAAUAUUCCAACUUCUAUAGCUGAAGAACAAUUUCUGCAUGAUCAUAAGAAGUGCAUCAAAGCACAGAGGAAGGUGAUCGACAUGGACUUUUUUCUGAAGGAAGUUGGACUAGAGAAUGAUAUCCCUGUGCAGCAACUAGCAUCUCCACGCGUGUCUAAACUCUCAAUGAAGUCAAUGUCUUUGACGUACCAGCUAGAGACCCCUGUGAAGAAGCACUUUGAGGUAGAGGAGAUGCCAGAACUGCUGAUGUGUGAUCAGGUUCCUAAAUGUGAAAAAAAGGGAACUUCUGGAGACUCUUCACCUUCUCUGGGAUCUCCAAUAUCACCAAAGCUAUCAUAUAUGAGCUGGAAAGAUGUCAGCGAUCCAUGUUUCACCUUGACUGGAACACCCGAUCGACAAAAGUAUUGAUGAUGUAUUCUUUGAGAUGCAUGAUCCCCAAGCACCCUAAUUCAUUUCUGGUGGUCAUCAAUUAGUUGGCUAAAUGACUGUUGAACUUGCUUAGUUCUUUCUGGCUUUGCGGCAAAAAGGCAGACUAGCUCCUUCCGUCUCACAUGAUUUUACAUUUUCGUCAUAUUAACUGAUGUUUUGGAUUCUGUUCCUCCUAUUGUAAAACUUAAUUUCCUGUUUCAGAUGUUUAUGAAUUGCUGGAGUAGUCAUUUACACCUUCUCUUGUUUUGACUUUUUUGCCUUUGUUUCUUUAUUACUACUAUGC